Molecule: messenger RNA, 508 nt
Organism: Puntigrus tetrazona (Sumatra barb)
Lineage: Eukaryota; Metazoa; Chordata; Actinopteri; Cypriniformes; Cyprinidae
Product: collagen alpha-2(IX) chain-like
Exons: 7
Coding region: 62-508 (148 amino acids)
Source: RefSeq, a predicted model, not a curated record
UACUGCUGCCUGUUCAGAACAUCCAAAUACACCAAAUACAACAACAGCCCAGCCCAAUCAGAUGCACAGAAACAUAAACAGAGAAGGAGGUCUAGUACGCACAUCAGGUUUCAGAGGCCUAAGUGGGUAUCCAGGCCCACCUGGCUUACCAGGUCCUCCAGGUGAAAAAGGAGACAAAGGGUAUGCAGGAGUGAUGGGUCGAACGGGCCAGACAGGGUACAGAGGACCAAUCGGACCGCCAGGCAUGCCUGCUAUUGUAGUCUGGUACACAUCAGAAGAAGAAUGGCAAGCUUUUAAGAAAAAGAAAUUCUACAAAAAACUAGUGUCACUGUGGCCGAGAGUGAAGGGAUUACCAGGACCUAUGGGACCACAUGGACAGCCUGGACCACUCAAAUGCGGAAGAAUAGGACCAGUAGGAAUUCCAGGGUCGCUUGGGAGACCAGGAUCAGAGGGCGCUGCUGGGAAGGAUGGGGAGACAGGCCCUAAAGGACCACCUGGGAGGAUGUAA